Clupea harengus (Atlantic herring) is the source of this 1256-nucleotide messenger RNA. RefSeq names its product TM2 domain containing 1 (gene tm2d1). NCBI's taxonomy places the organism in Eukaryota, Metazoa, Chordata, Actinopteri, Clupeiformes, Clupeidae. The record is from RefSeq and is a predicted model, not a curated record.
AAGAUAGAACCUACUUGCAGUUCGUCCGUUGUAUUUGGGGGGCUGCUUUGGGUAACAUUUAAGUAUAUAAGAAAAAUAAUUGUCCUCAAUGUUUUGCUGUGCGCCUUUAAGAACAAGCAUCGUCACGUGACGCCAAAAAAAAAUCGUAUUUUCAUCAUGGCUCCUCCGUGGGUCAGGCUGCCUGCGCGGUCCUUGUUUGGGGUUUUGAUGAUUACUCUCUCCCUAUGUUGGAAUUUACAAGGAAGCCGUGUUAGUGACAUCGAUAGCUGCGAAAAUCUACGCCUUGGACAGUAUCUUUGUUCAGACCCUAACAUUAAUGAUGCCACUCAGGAACCAGAAGUCUGCAAAGAUUUAAUUGCGUGGGUGGAGUGUAAGCCAGCUCCAAAUGUAACCUGCCAACUAGCUAAUGGAACGAGGUUUAAAUUCAGCGGAGAAGAAGUCGGUUUCAACAGGAGUAUUCCAUGCAGGAAUGUGAGCGGAUACUCUUACAAAGUGGCUGUGGCUUUGUCUCUCUUCCUGGGCUGGCUUGGGGCAGAUCGAUUCUACCUUGGGUAUCCUGCCUUAGGCCUGUUGAAGUUCUGUACCGUGGGUUUCUGUGGUAUCGGCAGCCUGGUGGACUUCAUGCUGAUUGCCAUGCAGAUUGUGGGCCCAUCUGACGGCUCGGACUACAUCGUGGAUUACUAUGGAGCUCGGCUGGUCCAUCUCUCCAUCACCAAUGAGACCUAUAGAAGAACGCAGCUCUCUUUGUGAACGUUUCAGGUGGAGGAUGUUCGCUGAAGGGGAUCCAGAGACUGGUGUUCCCAGUAAUACAUCCCAAGAAUCGGAGCCUUUCUUCUGGAGACGUCUCUGAUGAGAACCCACAGUGAUCCGUCAGCAGUGGUGACUGGGCAGUGGAGUUUGUAAACACUGUGUUUCAGUUACUGCAAGACUGGGUCUGAAAUCUGUAAAUACUGUUGUACAUAUGUAUGUAUAUGAAAAGAAUGACUUCAUCUGGACUGGCUUGAGAGCAGUGUGUCAAAGACCACGUGGACAUCUAAAAUCCCCAUGGCUCAUACUUGACACAUUUGCUUUGUGAAUUCCUUCCUUGCCCUGCAUUUUUAAUUCCUGAACUUUGAAGUGCAUAUAUUUUUACCACUUAUUUAUGUUUUUGUGUCAUCAAGUUUCAGUGGAUUGGUGAAGUGCAUGCUAUCAUCGAGCAAAAAUCAGUGAUGAAUAAAAUGCAAGGAAAACGCCACAUUCCUUCUUUGGCUAAACUA